AAGGGUAAAAUUUUCGGCAGAAAUAGGGGAAAAAAACGGGCUCAGAAAUCAUUAGCGAAGCAGAAGAAAGACAACAACAUGCUUUUGAAAAUGAUGAAGGAACUUCACCAAGCUUUGCUUCCAUCAUAUAUGUACAAAGGCAGCACAAGUGAAGAGCAAGUGAUUGAGAAUAGGAUGCAGGAUGGAGAAAGAGAGGAAGGAUUGUGUGAGUGUGAUGCACGGUUGUGUGAUCAUAACAAUGGACGGAGAGCAGCGAGUGUUUAGGGACGGAGGUAUAGUUAUUGAAGAAGAUAAAAUAAAAGCAAUAGGACAAUCCAAAGAUAUUAUUGAUGAGUUCGGUGAUGUAGCAGAUGAAGUUAUUGAUCUGAGCGGCCAUAUCUUGCUCCCCGGACUCAUCAACACACAUGUACAUACUUCCCAACAACUUGCCAGAGGCAUAGCUGAUGAUGUUGACUUAAUCACAUGGUUGCAUCACCGCAUUUGGCCUUACGAAUCCAACAUGACCGAACACGAUUCAUAUCUCUCUACUUUGCUUUGUGGUAUUGAACUCAUUCACUCCGGUGUAACCUGUUUGGCUGAAGCUGGUGGUCAACAUGUUUCUGGUAUGGCCUCAGCUGUCAACUUGCUUGGUUUGCGUGCUUGUUUGACACAGUCAACUAUGGAUUCUGGUCACGGUUUGCCUUCAUCCUGGGCAGCUCUAUCUACUCAUGAUUGCAUCCAGUCUCAAAAGGACAAUUAUCACAAAUUCCACAAUACAGCACAAGGUCGCAUCAGAAUCUGGUUUGGAAUCAGACAGAUCAUGAACUCUACUCAUAGCUUGCUUCUUCAAACCAGAGAUGCUGCAACACAACUCAAAACCGGAAUACACAUGCACGUUGCAGAGAUACCAUAUGAGAACCAACUUGUCAUGGAUGUUCACAAAAUUAAUCAUGGAACUGUUACAUACUUAGACAAGAUACACUUCCUUCAAAACAAUCUCUUAGCAGCUCACUCAGUUUGGGUGGAUCAUAAUGAGAUAUCUCUUCUUUCAAAGGCAGGGGUCAAAGUAUCUCACUGUCCAGCUGCUGCUAUGCGAAUGCUUGGAUUUGCACCUGUAAGGGAGAUGCUUGAUGCUGGCAUCUGUGUCUCCUUGGGAACUGAUGGGGCCCCAUCAAACAAUCGCAUGAGCAUCGUUGAUGAAAUGUACCUAGCUUCUCUAAUUAACAAAGGACGGGAAGUUUAUGCUAAUGGAACUACAGAUCCAACAGCACUGCCUGCCGAAACUAUUCUUAGAAUGGUUACAGUUAAUGGUGCAAAGUCGGUACUAUGGGAUGACGAACUAGGUUCACUUGAGGUUGGGAAAAAGGCUGACAUUGUUGUUGUCAAUCCUUCGUCGUGGGCUAUGGUUCCUCUUCAUGACUGCAUCUCCAGUAUAGUGUAUUGCAUGAGAUCAGAAAAUAUAGUUUCUGUCAUGUGCAACGGCCUGUGGAUAAUGAAGAACAAAAAGAUUAUCAAUGUGGACGAGGAAGAAGUUAUUUCGAAAGCAAAACUAGCUUCAGUUGAACUUCUAAAGAGGGCAGGCAUAAAAUUACCAAGUAGAAUGAACGUCAUUUGAUUGUUGUUUCGCAAAUAUUGUCUAUGAUAAGGAGUAAAUGUAAUAAUACAAGCAACAAUGUGUGUGUAUAUAUAUAUAUAUAUAAUGAACUUGUAUCCGAGAGAAGUCAGCUAUUGUUUGAAGCUGCUUGAGUCUAUGCCAUUUUGAAAGGUAUA
This is a messenger RNA of Cicer arietinum (chickpea), 1749 nucleotides long. RefSeq lists its product as uncharacterized. The record is from RefSeq and is a predicted model, not a curated record. NCBI's taxonomy places the organism in Eukaryota, Viridiplantae, Streptophyta, Magnoliopsida, Fabales, Fabaceae. Gene Ontology annotation, molecular function: hydrolase activity, acting on carbon-nitrogen (but not peptide) bonds.